This is a messenger RNA of Chara braunii, 1367 nucleotides long. Lineage: Eukaryota; Viridiplantae; Streptophyta; Charophyceae; Charales; Characeae. The record is from the annotation of a GenBank genome assembly.
AGGCGUGAAAUCACUCAGCAGGAGGAAGUCUAUUAUUGUGAGGAGCAUGAGUGGAUCAGAGAAAUGAAGGAGAGAGGCGAAAAGGGGCCAUGUCGGCUAACUAAAGAAAGAAUGGAAAGUAUGAUCAUUGGGGAGGAGGACCUCCUUUGAGCAGGAAAAGGGAUAUAUCAUCGAUAUGCUGAAGGAAGAACAUCUCGCCUAUGCCUUUGAUGAUGAUAAGCGAGGAAGGCUGGAUGUUGACAAAAUCCCCAUGAUCAGAGUUCAUACUGUACCACAUAGGCCAUGGAAUGUAAGAGGGCCACGUUAUCCGGAUCCGGAAGAUCACCGUAAAGUGGUCGCGUAUCUCAAUGGAAAGAUCGGGACAAAGGUUGCAGAUUAUUCUUACGAGCCUUAUGCAUCUCCAUGGUUCUGUUUCAUCAAACCGAAUGGUACUCUACGGUUUGCCGCCAAGGUGGAGCACUUGCAGAAGCUUGUACGCAAAGGCCAAGAGUCGGAAUGGGGUCCGGAGCAGCAAGCAACCGUGGAGGACAUAAAGACUAAGUUCCGUGAGGGCGGCUUGAUCCUUGGAGUUCCUUUCUUCGACGAUGAUAAAGACUGUCCUUUUGUUAUUGAGACUGAUGCGGGUCCCACAGCCCUAGGAGGGGUCUUGAUUCAGAAGGAUGUUGAGGGGCAGGAAAAACCUCUCAGAUAUGAGAGCAGGACUCUGAAUGGUGCUGAGAGGAACUAUUCCCAAUUUAAAAAGGAAACUUUGGCUGUGCUUCAUUGUCUCCGAGUCUUUCGGAACUAUGUGUUCGGUAGACGCUUCAUCCUACGGGUGGAUCCGACUACUUUGGCUCAAUCCUUAAGGAAUUACUCACCUUCUGAUCCCACCAUUGCGCGAUGGUUGACUUAUAUUUGGAUGUUUGACUUUGAAAUUGAGCGGAUAUCGGGAAGUCAAAAUCGCGCAGAUGGGUUGAGUCGGGUUGAAUGGGAUCCGGAGUUGGAUCAGGCAGAAGGAUUAGUUCCGGUCGAUGCGUUUCUGAAGGAAGAAGAGUCGCAAUUGAGUAUGAACUCUUUUACCUACUUAACUGAUGCGACCACUCGACAUGGGAGAUCGAUAUGGAAUGCUCCUACCUUUUACGAGGUACGUUCAAAGCUCAUGAUGGAGGAGCCUUUCAUCGAGGAGGACCCAUGGGGCGAGCAGACCUCUGAAGAGAUGAUGAGGCUGGCCUUGACCAAUGCCAUCAACCUUGUGCUUGAUCCGCUAACGAUUGAAUAGGGGCAUAGGCAAGUUGAUAACACUUUCCAGACCGUUGGAAUGAUGUCAUUCAUCAUAUACUUGUUAGUUCAUGAGGAUCGCCUGAGGUUAAUGAAUGUAGAGGAAGGAG